AUGGAUUCACAACGUUGUCAUCAUUGCGGUUCCAUAGGACACAAAAAAUUUGAUUGUACCGAGAGAUGUCGUGUUGGGUGCAAGUGGUGUGAUUCUCCUCCAACUCGCAGACCACCUGCUGUUUCAAAAAUUAGUUUGGAUAAUCAACAGAGACAAAAUGGUUUAAAUUCUCAACGAAAUCUUGGAACGUUAUCAGAAAGUGGGCAUCGUUAUAACUUGGUUCUUGUCGCUGCAUUAGCCUUGAGCGGUAGUGGUGGACAAGCCAAUUGUGUACAAAUAGGCCAAAGUGUGCCUCAAAUAGGUCCUGCUGGUAUACCACUCGGUCCGACAAACGUGCAAUUAGGUACUAGUGGUUUAUCACAUGGUCAAAAUGCUCUCCAAAUGAAUGGAACGAAUGUUCCAUUGGGUAGACCCCAGAAUGUCGGUCCUCUUCUACCGUCGAUUUUAAAUCCUUCAUUAAGGCCUUUAGCACCGCAACCUUUAGGACCUGGAUGGCCUCUAAUACAACAGCAAGCACAGCAACCAUCGCUUUUUGCGCCACAUCAAGUUUCUUCACAACAAACUUUUUUUUUCCAGCAACCUACUACAAAUAUGAAUUUCGUACAAAAUACUCAACCUGUUUCUCAAUUUCCACAAUCACAAGUUCAACUUAUAAAUUCUGAUAAUUCAUCGAUCCAAACAAUGCCUACAGUUUCACUUUCUCAACAAUUUGUUCCUAACAACUGGAAUAAUUUAAAUAAUUUGUCUAUACAGCAAUCUCCACAACCUUCUUGUUUAGAUACUAAGUUUUCCCAUGAUAAUUCACGUACUGAGAAACAAAGCAAUAAAGAUUCUACUGAUAGAGAAUCAAGGGAUCUUGGAGACACGUCUGCUGAGAUAAAUAAUAAAUUGCAGAGAUUGAAAAAUCAAAUAGAACUUGGCAUUCACUCAAAAGUUAGACCUCCAAAAUGGGUUAGCGCUUCAAUUGAUCAAUUACCAUUUAAUAAUUUAGUACAGAAUAAUAAGCAAAGCUCUAAUAUAAGUAAUGGCAAAGAUUUGGUAAAAAAUUUAAAUGGGGAUCGUAAUAUAGUGAUCACUAGAGAAAAUGGUCAACUAGAUCAUUUCGUGGAAGUUAAAAUGGAAGAUACUGGAAUAAUGCCAAAUUUGAAAAGUCCCAUGCUGAAUGAUAUAUCUAUGCCCUCAAAUAUAAUGUCUGCUGAAACGUCUCCUGAUCAUAUAUUUAGAGCACGAAGAGAUAAGUCUCCAAAUAGACCUUUAAAAGAUGUUUCCAUGCGUGAGAGAGCGAAUUCUCAUCCUUUAACUUCUUCAAUUGGAAAUGAGUCUCAAAAGUUCGAAAGGGAUCGUGUUAUUGCACCUUUUCAACGUAAUAAAAGUAGGUCUCUUAGCCCUAUACGAGAUGCCCGUGAAUAUGUUCGUGAUUAUCGCGAAUAUACUAGGUCAACUUCUCCUGGCAAAUAUUAUGUUCGUUCUGCAUCAAGUUAUGAUGAUCGUUAUCAUUCUCGGCAUCCUGGACAUGAAUAUCGUGAUAAAUAUUACAUACGUCCUUCGGGAACUGAUUAUUCUGAAAAAUACUAUCCCCGUUCAAUGUCUUUAGCUCCAUAUGAUGAAUAUUAUUCUAGAUAUAGUAGCGAUAAGCACGAAGAUAGAGGGCAUUCAUAUAGAGAUUAUGAUCGUGAGCAAAUUUUAGUUCGACCACGAUCUCGAUCACCUUCAGUGUAUCAUCAGAGAACUCCUUAUGAUGAUUAUUCACGGAGAAUAAAUAGUACUAAUGGAUGGUACGGUGAUGACCCAUAUAAUAGAGAUUAUCAAGUCCGAUCUGGUGCGUAUUACGAUUUAGUUCGAGAUGAGCGUUAUGAGCAUCGUGAUCGUGCGUACAGUGCUCGCCCUGAAGGCGAAAGAGGUUAUGGGGAAAGAGAGUACGUAAGGCCUACGGAUUAUGAAUAUCCGUCACGUAGGCGACCCGUGGAUCGCUGGUGA
Molecule: messenger RNA, 1977 nt
Organism: Cetraspora pellucida
Lineage: Eukaryota; Fungi; Glomeromycota; Glomeromycetes; Diversisporales; Gigasporaceae
Source: the annotation of a GenBank genome assembly